CUUCUUCUUCUUCUUCUUCUUCUUCUUCUUCUUCUUCUUCUCCUUCUCGUUCUUCUUGAGUUGAUUUAAAUGACCUGAUAUUGUGAAGAUGUUCCUCGGUGGUUGCUCCUCCUGGGCUUCUCGCUCCUUGAGUUACGAAGUGAGUGAGUGAAGGAGCUGACUAGCUGACUAGCUAGCUAGCUAGCAAGCGAGCGAGUUAUCAGUGAACUAUGGUCAGUGCAUGAACGAGCAUGGAUAAAUCAGGACCAACAACACCAACUUGGAAGUGACCUCCAAAUAAUAUUGGCCCAUCUUUUCGUUCAUACAUCUAUCCCAUACAUACACAAGCACACACACACAUACAAACACACACAUUCAUCCACUCGAGUGCCAUUGCAAAAAAGAUAACACACACUGAAAGACACAGUUAAUCAAGACAACAACCACGACACAGGUCUCGAAGUCUCCAAGUCGUUCUGAGCAUCCAUCCAUCCAUCCAUUCAUCCAUUAUUGCUAGAAUAAAUAGAUAAAUACAUGCUCUAAGAUGUCGCUCAACGAUGCCAAUCAUAAUGGUGGUGGCCAUAGAAGCCGACGAAACAGUCACAACAACAUCCCUGGACCCUCGUGCUCAUCUUCAGCUUCCUCCCCCCGUUCGGCCCACAAACAAGACAAGAGCGAUCCAUUGCAGAAUCAGUUGUGCCGGGUGUGCCACGAACCCGCUGCGGGCUACCACUUUGGAGCGUUCACUUGUGAAGGGUGCAAAUCUUUUUUCGGGCGAACUUGCAACAAUCAAUCCAUUGUUCAGGACUGCAAAAACAGCUUCAAAUGUGUGGUGGACAAAAAGAAUCGGACCGCGUGCAAGGCGUGUCGGCUGCGCAAAUGUCUCAUGGUAGGGAUGUCCAAAUCGGGUUCCCGGUAUGGGCGGAGGUCGAACUGGUUCAAGAUCCAUUGUCUCAUGCAACAGACUACCUCCAAGAAAGAGUCUAGCUCAAGUCAAGAGGGCGAGAAACAGCGUCCCUUGGAGGUACCCAUUUCCAAGACUGACCUUUCCUCGCCUAUGUCUUUUUCAUCUUCGCCGUCACCCUGUGUUCAGGACAAAUCACAACAACAAAGGCAACUAGUCACGCUGCCCCGGGAUCCCGUUACAGCCGGUGCAGGCUUAGCUUUAACCAGUCCAUUGCUCCUCGGGUCCAUUUUGGCGCAAUAUCAUCGUACUUGGCCGUUCCUGAAUUGGCCCCCAUUGAAAUUGGAAGGACUGGACAUACCGGGUUUGCCCCUGUCACCGUUUUCCGGCGAUCCCGGACCGGAGGAAGGCCCUAUGGACCUCACGAAGCCCGCACGUUCGGUGGUUAGCAAAGACGCUAAUGAGAAUGUGAUUCAUGAGUCUGAGGAAAAAAGUAAUCCGCGAAUUCUGGAUUUAACCAUCACUAAAACGGGCUCGUCAAAUUGAAAAGAAUUUUAAACUGAAAAUAAACGAAUGCGCGCCUCGUCCAUUUUGCAGCCUAUUCCUCGUUUUAAGUGCAUCAAAGAGCAGCUCUAAUGGGCCAUAAAUCCUCUGGUAAAGUUCAGUUAUAAAUCCCAUCUUCUUCUUGGACUUCUUCUCAGGUGGGAGCUAUGGGAU
This is a messenger RNA of Tigriopus californicus, 1600 nucleotides long. RefSeq names its product estrogen receptor-like. Lineage: Eukaryota; Metazoa; Arthropoda; Copepoda; Harpacticoida; Harpacticidae. The transcript has 2 exons. The coding region runs from base 524 to 1429 and encodes 301 amino acids. Gene Ontology annotation, molecular function: DNA-binding transcription factor activity; zinc ion binding; sequence-specific DNA binding. Gene Ontology annotation, biological process: regulation of DNA-templated transcription. The record is from RefSeq and is a predicted model, not a curated record.